Molecule: messenger RNA, 6333 nt
Organism: Symbiodinium sp. CCMP2456
Lineage: Eukaryota; Dinophyceae; Suessiales; Symbiodiniaceae
Source: the annotation of a GenBank genome assembly
AUGGACAGGUCCCCUUCCCCUGAGGGCUCAGAGUUUGCCGGAAAUGCCUUUGAUCUCCUUGCUGAUAGACCCGAUGUCUGUCCCCCUGCCUCUGAUUCAGAUUAUCAGUUGCCUGGUGAUGUCGCUUCUCAGCAGCUUUCUUCCGAUCAGCCUUGCAACCUUGGGGUAGUGAGCCAGCCUGUGAGUCCAGCCAGCGCUCGUGUGCAAGGUUCAAACUUUAAUGCAGGACCAAAGCGCGGGGUCCCAAAUGCUCAAGAAGCUCCCCUUGGGACUUCACCUUCCGCGAGGGGUGGUUCUUUCGACUCUAGUGAUUAUAGGAAUCUUCUGCGUUUUUCUCACGGCAGCCUGCGAGACGAGCUUCCAAAGCUCCCCUGGGACGAAGGGUUCUGGGGUGACUUCUUCCAGCCUGCUUCCUCGCUUGAGUCACACUUGGCCCUCCCUAAGUUCGCGCGUUUUACCCCACCGGUAGAAUUCUUGAAGGAAGCUUCGGAGAAUUGCAGCCAGUCUGAGUCCAAACGAGCCCGCAAGGUUGUCAAGGUCACUUUCGAGCGUGUGGUGCUCAACCGAACCACAAUCUCAUGGAGGGAUCAGAGGGAAGCCGAUCAUUGCCGAGCUCUUGUCAAGUGGUGUAGGAUUUUUGAAAGUUGGGACGUCGAGGUUACAGCCGUAUCCCAACAGCUUCGCGAGGCUGCCUCACCCGAAGCUUGCCAGGAGAUGCUUGGUGAUUACCUGUCGCGCAAGGCGCCCAGCACAUGCCUCAAGAGGGCAAACAGCAUGUUGAGGCUUUGCAAAUACGUCUCUUCAAACGGGCAUACCAUGCCUGUGCCCGAGCCUAUGCUUUACGGGACCCUCCGUUCCUGUAAAUCUGGGGGUGCAUCUUUGUCAGAGCUGAGAGGGAUCAUGGAGUCUAUCACUUUUGUGCACUACACUUUUGAUGUGGCUUGCCUGCUAACAUGUGUCAAAAGUAAGAGAUGCUGGGGCCUUUCCUCAGCGAAGCAGGCAACGCUGGCAGACAAGGCAGAUCCCUUCACGGUCGAAGACAUGCUUGAAUUGCACAGAAUCCUCAACGAUGGGGAUGACCUAUGGGAUCGCCUCAUGAGUGGGGUUUCUCUGGCUUGCAUAUACUCCAGGUGUAGAUGGUCUGACAUUCAGCACAUUGACUCCAUGACCCUGGAGUUCGACGAUCAAGGUUUUGCCGAGUUCGGCUCAGCUCUCAUCGGGGUACACAAGACUAUGAAUUUUUCUUCAAAGUUACCCAAGUGCAUGGAGAUCAUAGCUGUUGGCCGUGGUCUCGAUGGGUCAGACUGGCUCAGCACUUUCAUGAGCGCGGGCGCUUGGCUCAGGGAACUAUUACCCGGUCGUGCGGGCCUUCGCACGACGUCGCACAGCUUGAAGGCCACACUCUUGUCUUUUGCGGCGAAGAGGGGCUUCGCUCACCUUGACAGGCUCCUGGCCGGAAUGCUCUCAGAGAUUAGGUCCGGGAGAUUUUGUCCGGACUCAGGUCGGGCGGCUCGUUUCCCAGGCCGAACAAACGAGGAGCUGAUUGGAACAGAGCUCCCCACAGGGGCCGGCGUCACUCGUGACGUUGGGGUCGAUGUGCCGAUCCCAGAUGACGUCAAAUCGCAGAGAACAUUGUCUUCCAGCAAGCCCGAUUCAGCGCCUGCACGUUGCGAGGAGGUUCGUAGUGCCGGGGAUAGUGGUUCAGGCAACAUCUCCAGCUUCUCUCAGUGGGACAUCAUACCCGCUGCUUCGGUCCCCCUGACUGCGAGAGACGAGCCUCUUUCGCCGGGGGGCCUGGACAUGUCAACAGAUGAUCAUGCAAGUGAUAAGUCGGGCUCAACCGAGCCCCCAAGCCCAGACUUCCCUGACGGGGUCCCUGACUUGCUUGAGUCAGGGGAACCAGACGAGCUUCAAGGUCCCGUGCAGGUUCCCCAAGAUAUAUCCGAAGUUGACCCAGACGGCGGUGUCUCCUCGAGUGGGGACACUUCUUCAGAUAGCUCCUCUUCUGAGUCUUCUCAAGAGGAGGAACCCCGUCCUAGGUUGAUGCCACCGCCGAUUGCUCCAGCAGGGACCUUCUUUGUGCAGCAUCGAAAGCUCAGGUGCAAGGAAAUCACAGGAGAUGAUGAAUUGCUCAUCUUGUUGCAAGCUGCAGGGGUUCGCACCCAUUCGGGUCUUGCUUUCAGCUGUGGCACUCCGAAGACUCAGCCAACCGAUGUUGAAUUCAAAGCCUUUGCAGAGUCGGUUGUCGGUAGCCCUGCGUCCAUAGGCCGGGUGAGCGAGCUUAAGAGAUUGCACUUUGAGUCGUCCACGCUCGUCAUUGCCCAACUUCGUACGCUGGUGGAAGGGGACUCUUCUGAUUCAGGGAAGAAGUUGCCAGCAGCCGAGAAAGCGGCUUGCCUGGCCGAUGCCAAGCGCCGCUUGGCGGGACUCGUCAUCGAGGACGAGAUGGAGCCCAGCCAUGCCCUCAUAGAUGCUGUCGCUCACAUGGGAGAGUCCAACUCAAUUGUCUGGAUCCCUCCUUCGAAAUGCACCAAGCGUGAUUCGGAGCUCAAAUUGGGGCUCAGGGAUCAACAAAAGUACUUGACCGUCCAGGAACAAGCUGUGACCCUUGCGCCGGCCCCAGACAAGCUCACUGCAGAGCAUGGCACCCCUCUUGAGGUUCAGUGGUGCUUACAGCGACGGGGCUUAGCUUUCUUUAUGUGUGGCUUCCUGGAGUGGGAGACUCACGAGAAGUGGGUGGCAUCCUUGUUGCGCUGCCUUUCAGCCGAUGUCCCCCCAGGUUACUCACCCAUCAGCAUGCAACAGAUUCUUCGUGCUGACUCCGAGCUUUUCCUUCAUUUGGCCCGCGAAGUCAAGCGUGUUAAACCAGACAGUGCGGGUGUCAUGGAGAUGGAUGUCCUCAUGAACAGGCUUAAAGCCCCGGUCAAGGCGGGCAACCUUCCCGAGGAGCUGAAGCUGUGCCCGUACCAGACUGAUGCAGCGGGCCAUCGUGCGACUGCUGACAUGGCAUGUUCCACGUUCACCUUCAGCUUUAGCCGUGUUCCCGAGACUUCCGCCGGGAGUGCCCUGUCGCAUCCAGGUGAGGUUCUCGCUGCACGCCUUCUUGCGAGUGGCAGCGGCACAUCCGAUCAAUUGCUUGAGCUCGCAAAAUUGCUGCCAAGCGAAACUCCGACCAAGAGUGAUGGUUCCGUCCCAGUUGGACGUGCCUUUACCACGGGCACCUACUAUCAUUGUGGGACCGUGGGUUUGCGACACAAUGUAAGGGGCUUCCCCUUUACUUCAUGUCUCCUUGCAUCCCUGGCAAGGUUGCAUUUUCCUGAUUUGCAUUUCACAAGUGUUGGCAUUUUUCUUGACGUGAAAACCCGCCGGCACCGCGACUUGCGGAAUCUUCCCGGGUCCUUGAAUGGAGUCGCGCCCCUCUGCCAGUUCAGAGGCGGCGAGGUCAGAGUGCAUCACGCAGCCGGUCCCGAGGACUUGCCUGUGUCUGCGGGACCCAUUUCAUUUGAUGCCAAGAUCGAGCACGAGACUCUGCCUUGGUCAUCAGGCCAUAGGCUCGUCCUUGUCGUCUUCAGCACUUAUGGAAUUUCUAAGCUUUCCAUUUCCGACCUGAACACAUUGCAAAAUUUAGGCUUCGUGAUUCCGGGUUUUCCUGCUGUCGACUCUGCUUCCCCAGCAUCUGUGACUUCUCAGGGUCACACUACUUCUGCAGCUUCGAACGAUGUCUCAGGUGUUGUGCUGGACGUCUUUGCUGCUGAUGCAGCUUUUUGCAAAGCAGCCCAUAAAGCGGGCUUUCAUGCCCUUGCCUUCGACCUUAAGCCCCAGCGUGCCCAAUUCCCGAUCCAAGCCCUGGACAUCACAAAGGACGAUGAGCGAACGGUGAUCAUGGAUGUGAUCUCCGAACAUGCCAGCACCUUGGCAAUGGUGCAAUUCACGAUCCCUUGCUUGAGUUCGUUCUUCACGGAUGUCAGUGGGUCUUGGGACUUUGCGCUGCGCUUGGUAACAUCAGUCUUCAUAGUGUGCCAACUUUGUCACUCGCUUGGUGUGCCCUUCGCCAUCCUGCACCCGGCCACCUCCCGCUUCUGGCAUACGCCCGCUUGCACCACAUUCUUGGAUUCAGUGGGCGGACACUGGUGCACUUUCGAUCAAUGCAUGCAUGGCGGCGCUCAGGACCGUCGCGCUUUUUGGUGGUCGUCAACGGACGUCUUCACACGCCUGCAGGCCACUUGCUCUAAGGACCACAAACAUGGUGCCCAGCCAAAGUCAGCUUCGCAAUGGCCUCAUCUUCUUUGGGAUCGCGCCGUUGAACUCCUUUGUCAAAGAGCCGGCUUCGCUGCUUACAAUCACACUCUUUUCGGCCCUCCUGGCAAAGCCCUUCGGCCGGCCAUGAACAAGCAGUCUCGCAAGGCUCGCCCCUUGGUCAGUGAAUUCUGCGCUUAUGAUGCUUGGGCGGCCCUUGAAGUCAUUUGGGUUGGGAUUCCCCGUGAACCUGAAGACUUCUUGCAACGUGCGGUGGCGGCUGGCCAUCCCAAGGCUCUGCUCGAUGUGGAAACCGAUCCUCAGAUGACUAUGCUCAUCGACAACCUGCUGGGGAGCGGAGUUUCCCAACCUGGCAAAGGGCUCGAUGAGGUUCGCCGUUGGGAGGAAGUCCACGCCGAACUUGAAUCCUCCCAAGCAUCUUGCAAGAAGACAUGGCCGGAUCACGUGUCACAGGUCCUGGCUGACAAGCCCACCCUGCUGAUGGAACAUUUGCUUGCUGAGUACGAUUUCCCAGACCGUCUCCUUGUAAAGCACAUGACCCAGGGCUUUAAACUUUCGGGUUGGGUUUGUAGGUCUCGUAAUGCGGCUACCCUCAAGAAGCUUGAAAAACAGGCUUCGGACGAAGUCACUAAACGGGCUUGGUCUGAAACACUCGAGGAGGUGGCAAAAGGCUGGAUUGAGGAAGACGAGGACCCCGACCUUUCUGCGACUUUGGUAGCGAAGAGGUUCGGCCUCGCCCAGGGCCUUAAGACAAGGGUCAUUGACGAUUGCAAAGCUUGCGCCUUUAAUUUGUUGACGGGCAUCCCCGAAAAAUACCGCCUCCAGGGUGUCGAGUACCUCGCGGCAUUCUUGCUGCGAGCCAUGCUUGACCCCCGCAGCCGAGGAGCCAGAGUUUCCGGGAGGACCCUAGACUUAACUUCGGCGUAUAAGCAAUAUGCCGUUAACUCUUUAGACAGGGACACGCUUCGUAUCGGGGUGAAAGACACAGACACGGGCCGUGUCCGAACGUACAAGGUGAAUUCAUUGCCCUUUGGGGCGACAGCCAGCGUUUCGAGCUUUUUGAGGUGCGCUGCGGCUACUUGGUUCUUGGGAUCCCACGCCCUAGGGAUCCCUUGGACCUCGUACUUCGAUGAUUUUCCGCUUUUCUCGUUGGACGAGAAUUGCGAGGUCACUGAUCAUGUCGCGACCUCUUUCCUUGAUUUGCUUCGAAUUUACUUUGCGAAGGAGGGCCGUAAAGCAACUGUGUUUGGGAAAUCCUUCAAGGCACUAGGCCUCGUCAUCGACCUUAGCCACUUUGGCGAAGGCUAUGUGACAAUUGGCCACACUCCUGAGCGAGGUGAGGAGUUGCGCUCUACGAUUGCCAAUAUCCUUGAAGCCGAUCGCUUGUCGCAUGCAGAAGCUGAGAGCCUCCGAGGCCGGCUUCACUGGUACACCUCUUUCCUCUUUGGGCGGAGGUCAGCGCAAGCCUUGAACGUUUUGAGCGACUGGGUAAAUCGUGGCACCUCGAAGUGCACUCUGUCUGAUGACUUGAGAGACUCCCUCAAGUUGCUGCGAGACGUUUCUCUUCACUCUGAACCCCUUAAGAUCUCAGGAGAUUUGCGACGAUCUUUUCUUGUUUUUACAGACGGUAGCCUGGAAGGCGACUUCGCUUGCGUGGGUGGCAUCUUGCACGACAGCCACGGCACUCCCAUGGCUUUCUUUUCGAUAACCCUGGAUGCCACAGCAGUAGAGAGGCUUUAUGCUCACUCAGCACACCCCAUUUAUGAAAUCGAGCUCCUAGCGAUGUGGACCGCCCUGAAACUUUGGGAUUCCCACAUCCGUGACAGUUACUCGGUUUUUUAUUUGGAUAAUGAGGCUGCACGUGGCGCCCUGAUCUCUGGCAGAUCAUCGACCCUUACUGGCAGCGCAAUCCUUGAAUCCUUCAUGUCUUUGGAGGAUGCAUCUUUGUGCAGACCGUGGUUUGGGCGAGUGCCCACACACAGCAACUGCGCCGACGAGCCAAGUCGUGGCUCUUUUCAACACCUUGUGAGGCAAGGGGUUCGCAGAGACUCUCUGUGUGACGUGUGGCCCUUCUGA